AUGGUGUCCUGGAUCAUCUCUCGCCUGGUGGUGCUCAUCUUUGGCACCCUGUACCCAGCCUACUCUUCCUACAAGGCCGUGAAGACAAAAAACGUGAAGGAAUAUGUGAAAUGGAUGAUGUACUGGAUCGUCUUUGCCUUCUUCACCACUGCCGAGACACUCACAGAUAUCGUGCUCUCCUGGUUCCCCUUCUACUUUGAGCUCAAGAUCGCCUUUGUGAUAUGGCUGCUGUCCCCUUAUACCAAAGGCUCCAGCGUGCUCUACCGCAAGUUCGUGCACCCAACCCUGUCCAACAAAGAGAAGGAGAUCGACGAGUACAUCACACAGGCCCGAGACAAGAGCUAUGAGACCAUGAUGAGGGUGGGCAAGAGGGGCCUGAAUCUGGCCGCCAAUGCUGCAGUCACGGCUGCUGCCAAGGGCCAGGGGGUGCUAUCAGAGAAGCUCCGAAGCUUCAGCAUGCAGGACUUGACCCUGAUCCGGGACGAGGACGCGCUGCCCCUGCAGGGGCCCGACGGCCACCUCAGAGCCAGCCCCGGCAGCCUCCUGGACACCAUUGAAGACCUGGGAGAUGACCCCACCCUGAGCGUAAGGUCAGGCACCAACCAGGCAGAUCCCCGGACAGAGAUCUCUGAGGAUGACAUGGGAGACAAGGCCCCUAAGAGGGUCAAACCCAUCAAAAAAGUGCCCAAAGCUGAGCCACCGGCUUCCAAGACGCUGAAGACCCGGCCCAAGAAAAAGACCUCCGCAGGGGGUGACUCAGCUUGAGGCCCCAGCCCCCUCCCCGCAGGCUGCAGAAUCCCAGCUCCACACUGUGCCAGCAGCCCUCAGCCUCAGGCCCCGGGGCCUCUCAGAUGGCUGUUUCCGGUGCCUCCCAGUGGCCAUUCCCCUGGAAGGGCUUGGGAAAGAGAAGGGAGGCCCUGCUGUGGGGGGCCGAGGGUAGAGGCUGGACCCAGGAGCUGAGGAUGGAGCCACUCGAGGAGGUGCGGGCCCCCCAGAGCCCGAAUGCUACUCUCCCCGCUCCAGCCCUGACCCCGCCCACCCAGUGCCUUGCUGAAGACCAUGGCCAUCCUCUUGUCCUAACACACGGCCCCACUGCUCUCCCCAAGUCAGGGUGGGCGGCCAGUCACAGCCCAGAUUGACUGGAGCCUGAAGGCCCAGCAGAGAAGGAGGAAGUGGGGAGGCCUCGGAGAACCUGGGCUCUGGGCCUGCAGGUGUGAAUGGAGGACAGGGGCUCAGUGGUGUUUAAGUGACCAGGAACCAGGCCAGAGCUGCAGUUGGGGGUGUUGGGUAGGGCUGUGAGCUACCUUUGCCCACUGAAAAGAGGUGGGGCUCCAGGUGUGUGCGUGUGUGUGAAAGAGAAAAUUGUGUGUGUGUGUGUAUGUAUUUAUCUGGGUCUAGAGCUGGGGGCUUUUGAGUAAAGGACUUUCCCUCCAGCAGUAACCUCCCCCCACCCAACCCAGCUGCCCUUUCCCCCUUGGCUCUCCUGCCUACUCUCUGAGCCUCAGAGGACCCCAGCCCAUGAGAGAGUAGGGCUCUAAGGGGCCUCUCACGCGCUCCUCUGCCCUUGAUCCCCUCCUCUUUUGCCUCCUCCCAUUCCUCCCCCGGGAUGGGGCUCCAUCCCCUCUGGGCCCUCAGUAGAGGCCCCUGCUGAGCCGAUUCCUUUUCUCCUCUCCUGGGGGCCCAUCUUCCUUCCCCGUAAGGCCCUCUUCCUGUGCCAAGCAGACUAGGCCCCCUGUAACAGACCCCUGUCAGACCCCAGCCUUUGCCCUACACUUGGCCCCAGCUUCUGCCGUGGCUUCUUUCCGUCAGGGCUCGGAGGAGCGUGUAAAGAAGAAAAAGGUAUUAGGAGCCAGGGGGCUCCAGAUCCGUGGGAAGAGGGUGCCCA
Messenger RNA from Budorcas taxicolor (takin), 1885 nucleotides. It is a transcript of the gene REEP2, whose product is annotated as receptor accessory protein 2. Gene Ontology annotation, molecular function: taste receptor binding; microtubule binding. Bases 1 to 765 code for a protein of 254 amino acids. Gene Ontology annotation, cellular component: cytoplasmic microtubule; endoplasmic reticulum tubular network; endoplasmic reticulum membrane. Gene Ontology annotation, biological process: endoplasmic reticulum tubular network organization. Lineage: Eukaryota; Metazoa; Chordata; Mammalia; Artiodactyla; Bovidae. The record is from RefSeq and is a predicted model, not a curated record. The transcript is spliced from 8 exons.